Molecule: messenger RNA, 2400 nt
Organism: Silurus meridionalis
Lineage: Eukaryota; Metazoa; Chordata; Actinopteri; Siluriformes; Siluridae
Gene: ywhaqb
Product: tyrosine 3-monooxygenase/tryptophan 5-monooxygenase activation protein, theta polypeptide b
Biological process (GO): signal transduction
Cellular component (GO): cytoplasm
Source: RefSeq, a predicted model, not a curated record
UGGAGGUGGACUGUGUGGAGGUGUGGCCACAUCCUAAAGAAAUUCUUUCUGAUAAAAAAAGCAUGCUUCAUUCUCUCAUCUGUUCAAGUCUAAAGAGGAGCAUUUACAUCAAAGCUUCUUUAAAGAUUCCGAAAGAAGUCUCCACUUUAGCCACUUAAUUAGUCUUAAAGUGAAAUUCCCCCAUAUUUUGUUGCUCUGAGGAGAGCUUCCUUUUUUUGUUGCAAACGGCAUCAAAACAGACAAAAGAAUGACAAGAGCAGACUCUGUCCACAAGGCUAAAUUGGCUGAGCAAGCCGAGCGUUAUGAAGACAUGGUGUUUUUUAUGACGGAGGUGACCAAGGAAGGUAGCGAACUCUCUAAUGAGGAAAGGAACUUGCUUUCUGUCGCCUACAAGAAUGUGGUGGGCACACGCCGGAUGGCCUGGCGAGUCAUAUCCAAUAUUGAGAGCAAUCCUGAUGACAAGAAACCUGAGGUGGUCAAAGAAUACCGGGAGAAAGUGGAACAUGAACUUCGCAAUAUUUGCAACGAUGUACUGGAGCUGCUGAGUAAAUAUCUAAUAAAAUCCUCAAAUGACGAAAACACGGUCUUUUACCUGAAGAUGAAGGGAGACUAUUACCGAUACCUUGCUGAAGUGGCCCCUAAAGAUGAUCAAUCAGCAAAAAGUGACUCUCAAAAAGCCUACCAAGAGGCAUUUGACUUGAGCAGUAAAGAGAUGAAGCCAACACACCCCAUCCACCUGGGCCUCGCCCUGAACUUCUCUGUCUUCUACUACGAGAUUCUCCGCUCUCCAGGGGAGGCUUGCAAACUCGCUAAAGAGGUACUUGAAAAAGCCACAGCAGAGGUAGAUUCACUUAACGAAGAGUCUUUUAAAGACAGCACCAUCAUCAUAGAGCUGCUAAGAGACAACCUCUCAUUAUGGACAGCUGACAACCAAGAGUAAACUUAAGUACAGCAGAGCUGAAACUUCCAUGCUUUCAGAUUACAUGUCAGGGGGACAAACAACCUAAUAAUCAUUGCCAUCAUUUUACAAAUUUUUCACCUGUGUUGCUUAUUCAAACUAUGAGUUAUACCAUUGUUAGUCAAAGUUCAAAUGCAGAAGCAAAAAAAGAAAGCUUAAGAUUCUCAUGUUGGGAAAAAUUAAUAUUGCACAUUUAAACUCGUAGAUAGAGAGAAAUUAGUUUUGCCUACAGGUUACAUGUGCAUGUACUGUAGUUUAAUAUGGUUAUUUUUAUAAUGGAAUUUGCAUUUCCAUAAUGACCUUUGCUGUUAUCAUUUCUUAAUAGGGAAUUAAAAUUCAGAUUUUUUUUUAUCUUUAGCAUAUAGGGAAUAAAUAUAUCUUUUGUACUGAUGCAACUACUAAUGUCUUUUAGAAAAACUGUUUUAUCACAUACAUACAGUAACACAAACCAACAUGAAAACAACACCUAGUCAAACAUCUGAUUAUAAAUAAAAAGAUUUCAAAUAAAUCUGAGGAAAUAAGGCUUCGAGAUUUUCUACAAUCUAAAAAAAUUACAAAAGAUUUUACAACUGUAAUGUGGAGCUCUACAAGUAAUUUGUUGCCUACUAUCUGUGACAUGUUAUGUCUAGUGGAAAGCAUUAAUGACAAAUAGAAAACCUUGGCCAAACAUCGCAUUUUGGUAUUUUCUAGACACCAACAGGGACUAUCAGAAUGUCAUUAGACAUCCAAAAUGUUUAAUAGAAAUCAUAGUAAUGAUUUUAAUGACUAACAGCUGACAUUUUGUUAAAGAUAUUUCUUGUGGAAACCUGUGUUUUUCCAGCAGAGAUAACCAUAAUUAUAUGGCACUUAAAACACUAAUCCACCAAUCAAAACAUGUGAGUCUGUCAUUUUGCCUAAUAAAAAAAAACAUUAUUAUCUUAGCAUUAAGAUUGAAUGUGGGCAGAGUGAAGUGAUGUGCACAAAAACCAAGAAAAACAGCAAUUACAAUAUUGGAAUAAUCAAGAACAAAUGAAAAUGUAGAUUCAUUUAUUCCUUAUCUAAGUGCUGGAAUGUUCAACAGAAUUAAUUAACACAUUGUUUAAAUCAAUUUAAUUGAACCUAUUAUAUGUGCACAGCUAUUAAUUCUGCAUUAUAUCUGCAGUCCUAGAGCACUGAACAUGAAUUUAUAAACCUUUAACAAUUCUACAGUUUCGCUUGUGCCUUACAUUUUGCAUUGGUAUUUAAGCAACAAAAGGAAUGGACGUUUAAUAAAGUAUGCUACCACACACAUGUCCUUGUAAUAACAUGGCAAGAACAUCUGAAUAUUUUUCAUAGCCGGUUUGAAAAAUGUGAGUUUUGAACACAUAUUUUGCCAAUCAAAAGCUACAGUCAUAAUUGCCUUCUUGUCUGUUCAUGCUUUUUUCCUGUUAUGCCAGAUUAAACUGACAAAACUGAACUGGAAA